Messenger RNA from Paraphaeosphaeria sporulosa, 1363 nucleotides. RefSeq names its product Mak16 protein. Gene Ontology annotation, cellular component: nucleolus; preribosome, large subunit precursor. NCBI's taxonomy places the organism in Eukaryota, Fungi, Ascomycota, Dothideomycetes, Pleosporales, Didymosphaeriaceae. Bases 1 to 1029 code for a protein of 342 amino acids. Gene Ontology annotation, biological process: maturation of LSU-rRNA; maturation of 5.8S rRNA. The transcript has 5 exons. The record is from RefSeq and is a predicted model, not a curated record.
AUGGCUUCCGACGAUCUUGUAUGGAGUGUCAUCGGCACCGAUUUCUGCAGCUUCAAGCUCAAGACCACAAAAGACCAAGUUUUCUGUCGCAACGAGCACAACGUGUCUGGUUUCUGUUCGCGACAGUUCUGCCCUUUGGCCAACUCGAGAUAUGCGACCAUCCGGGCCGACCCAAAGACCCAGAACUUGUACCUGUACAUAAAAGAAGCAGAGCGGUCGCACCUUCCCUCAAAGUGGUGGGAGCGGAUAAAAUUGCCUGCAAACUACACGAAAGCCCUCGAGCUCGUCGAUUCCCACUUGCAGUACUUCCCGAAAGUGAUCCAACACAAGAACAAGCAACGCUUGACCAGGCUUACUCAGGUCAACCUCCGCAUUAAGAAGCUCGCGAAGGAAGAGGAACGUCUUGGAGAGAGGCUAGUGCCACGACUCGCUCCCAAGGUCCGUCGCAGGGAAGAAGGUCGAGAGCGCAAGGCACUCGCAGCCGCCAAGGUCGAGCGUGCCAUCGAGCGCGUUCUUAUCGACCGCCUGAGGAGUGGUGCGUACGGCGACCGCCCGCUCAACGUCGAGCCCAACGUAUGGAAGCGCGUCAUGAAGGGUCUGGAGAAGGAAGGCGCGCAGCGGGACGAAGACCUGGACGAUGGUAUCGAGGAUGAAGACGAGGUCGAGAACGAAUACGAGAUGGAGAACGGCGCGGCUGAAGUCGAAUAUGUGAGCGAUAUUGAGGGCGAGUCUGACGAUGAUCUCGAGGACUUCGAAGACUGGGUCGGCGGUGACAGUCCGGACGAGGCUUCCGACGAUGAUGAGAACGAUGAAGAUGAGGAGGGCAGUGCGAGCGACGACGAUGACGACGAGUCAGCAGACGACACAGAGGCACUCAAGAGGACCCUCGCGAAUCUCAAGCGAAAGCGACCCGCUGGCCCAGCGCCAAAGCCGAAGAAGAAGCCGGCCAAGGACGGAAAAGGCCCACGUCGCGAAAUCGAAUACGAGAUCGAGAGAGAGCCUGCCACACGGGAGUUGCUGCACGCAUAGACAUAAAGUGGGGCGUUUGUCGGCAUGUUCAUGGCGUUCGAUGCUUGUAGAAGUCGGAAUAUACCACGGGGGCUUUCUCAUACCUGGCCCAGUUUCUGUUGAUCUUGAGCAAUCAGAUACUGCAUGUAUCACUUGUUUGUUCUAUUUUGUGAUAGACCCAACAGCUCUUCAUAGCCGACUCUCAUCGUUUAUCGAUUCCUUGCUGGGUAUGCUCGCACAGUCGUUUUCAAAAUCGUCUACACUGCGAAUUCUGCCAAUUUACCGAGGAAAGCAAAUACUGGUCGACGAUACAUACGCAUUCGUACGAUUAUCUUAUUGUCUAUUUAGUGUUAUG